AUGGAAGCAAAUGAUCUUUCGCACGAUCUACAAACUCAGUCAGUAGCAAAGGAGUGUGCUUUGGAAAUAUCAAAUAAUGCGCUUUUGGGCAGCAUAUCUUCGACUAAACCACAAAUUUUGCCAGAUACUUCAAUUUCCUCCAACAGCACUCCUACAGCCGAUUCCGCACCACGCAAUAUUCAUAUUCCAUACAUCCUGAAUGGGGAGCUCUUUGAAAUACAGACGCAAGACGGUGAGAAUGUAACUGUCAAAUGUUGCAAUUGUCCCCCAGAUCGUGUGUAUCGGGGUAGCGUGCGUUCAACAGGCAAUUUUCACAUGCACAUCAAGCGGCGCCAUCCAGAUUUAAUGGCGAAAAUCUAUGAUAUGAAAGUAAACGCUUUGGUUGAACGUAGAGAUCGCUUUCUUAAAAAUCGUAAAUCUACAAGGCGUCGAAAUACCAACAACAUUGCCAGGAAAGCGGCCACAUCGCGCAGUGGACAACGCUUGGUAUGUUCAUCGCAACCGUCUUUGGAACUAUUUAAGAUCAAAGCGGCCUUUCAACGACACCAACUACAACAGCAGCAGCAAAAUCAACAUCAACAAGAUCAAAAUCAAAGCCAACUUAAGAGUGAAAAAAGCCCCGAUAAUAUGCAUAAGUGGAAUAUGGUCGAUCACUUUCUGACUACACCUGCCUUUGAAAGAGCACAUAAUAUCACAAUAAUGGACACAUAUAAUGAGCAGCCACUCAAUUAUAGUCUAAAGGAAUGUACCAGUGAGGGUACCGUUGUUAAUAUCAACUAUACAGAGAGAGCUUCAGAGCUCGGUAUAAAAGAAGCUAAUACAACUACGAAUUCGUAUGUAAAUGAAAUGCCAGUGAGUAAAGCACUUAUGAAAUGCAUUGCCUUUAAAGAAUUAUAUACAUACAUGUGUAAAUAUAUAUUAGGUGACCAUGCCACUGAAACCAAAAGGAAAAUUUGCGCAGUAUAUGGUGAGGAUGCGGUUAGUGAGCGUGUUGUCCAAAUUUGGUUUUCAAAAUUUCGUAAGGGCGACACAAGUUGUGUUGAUGGACAACGUACUGGUCGUCCAGGUGUGGCAGAUAGUGAUAAAGUGAAAAUGUUAAUUGAAAGAAAUCCUCAUUUCACUACAAGAAAAAUUGCGGAAAUUAUUAGUCUAUCGGAAAAAACCGUUGCCGACUACUUACAACGCCUCGGAUAUGUACUUGAUGGCGAAGGCUGGCGCUUUGAUGAUUCUGCUCCAAAGUGUAAUGACAACGACAACCACACGCCACAUCUGGACAAAGAGAAAAGUGCUGUAAAAGCGGAGGUGUUCGGAUACUGCAACAAAGAAUUUGCAUACGAAGAAGAGUCGCUCAAUUGCGGUGUUCAAAUUACCCCAACGGAAGCAAACAUCUGUGCUCCUCGACCCCCAACAGACACAUUCAUAGAUUUUGCUUAUGUUGGAAACGAUAGCUACCACGGCAUCAACGAAAAAGGCAAAGAGAAUGAUAAUACUGGCAACACUGCUCCAAAUGUAUUACCUUCAUUUUCGGAGUACUUUUCUAAUGUUUAUACCAGUUACAUUAGAGGUGGCAGCGGAUAUUGUGCAAUCGAAAAUCGCAACAUCAACUCUGUGGAGGCCUUCAAUGGCGGAUAUCCGUUAAAGGGUUAUGAGUAAACUUCUAUCUAGUCAACAAAAAAAAAA
Messenger RNA from Rhagoletis pomonella (apple maggot), 1680 nucleotides. RefSeq lists its product as uncharacterized. The transcript has 5 exons. Lineage: Eukaryota; Metazoa; Arthropoda; Insecta; Diptera; Tephritidae. Bases 1 to 1653 code for a protein of 550 amino acids. The record is from RefSeq and is a predicted model, not a curated record.